UGAAUUUAAACUUCAUAAAAUAAUUACCUGGCAUCAAACCUACUGAAAUAAUCAAGUAAAAUAACUCUUGGUUAAAUUGAAUUUAUCUAUGGUCCUUUUUUACUUAAAAAUUCAGUAAAAGUUUUGCGUCCACCUAACUUUCAAGCUGUAUCACAGUAACCAUCAUAUGAAUUGAAUUUAAACUCUGGAAAAUGCAUCCCAGUCAUCCAUCUCACUAAAAUAACAAAGUUAUAUAACUCUUAAUGAAAUUUAAUGACCAUUUGUUCGGCUAAGAAAAUUCCGUUAAAGUUUUACAUGCAACCAGAUAUCAAGAUGUAUCUCAGUAAGAAAGCCCUUCAAGUCAUUUGACUUACUGAAAUAACCAAGUGUUUAAUCCAAAUGUUAUUUAUUUUAAAGUACACACAUACCCACAUACCCUUUCAGAAAUCAAAUGCUCACUUGGUUAAGGUGUUUGCAUUUUGCGAUUAACAAAUUCAGGCAUCGAAUCAUAACGGAUUGACCGGGUCAAUGUCGUAUUGCCGUAUUUACUCAACUGAAAGUGGUAACAAAUUUAAUUUGUUGUUGGAUUUAACAUUUUAUGUUAAAUAAUAACUAGCGUAAAUACCUACUUGACAUUUUGGCAGUAUAAAACAGACAUUGCAACCAAAAUUUUACAAGAUGAUCAUUAUAUAUUUAUAUAGAUGUGCCCUAGAAGGAACUUUUGCUAUGCUUUAACUUGUACAGCCUGUUUAUUGAUUCGAAAGAUGACGUUAAUGCUUGCAUGCUUUGUUAAUUCACGCAAGUCGGACAAAAUCGUUAAAAAAAAUACAUUUCUGAAGUUUUGCGGUUGUAAACGUUUUUCAACAAUUUUGUAACGAGGACUUAUGCGAGAAAAAUGAACAAAUUUAUAACAGUAAUUGUUCUAGGAUUGAAUCUUGUUUUUCAUAGUCAGUUUGCAACAGCUGGGUUUACAAGGUAAGUAUGUUCGAUUUUCUAUAUUGUCUUAAAGAUAUACCAAUUAUGUCAAUUUUCAGCAGUUAUGUUUUUCUUUAUCUUUCAAAUUAUUACUGUAUUGUUUGAUGUUUACUGACACGCGUGAAGAGAACUUAAUUCAUUUGUAUUGUACAUUUGUAUAUGUAAAUUAGGGUAUUUUAGACCUAAACCUUCAAGGACUAAAUUGACAUCAAAUAAUAAUGUCUAUGUAUUCACAAGUUGCCAAAGUCGUAAAAUACAUGUAUUGCUUUGUUCCUUAUUCAAGAUUCAUACUGGUGCAGUCUUUGACAAUUUGUAAAAAGAUAUAAUAUACUGUUAUUAUUUCUGAUACAGCUGCUGUAGCGCAUUAUUUGUCAGUCAUCGAAUAAUCAAAGUUUGAACGAAUCUAUAGCCAAGAAUAGCCAAACUGUGAUUCUGUUAACCUCAUUCGAAGGUCCAGAAAGUUCUUGAAGGAAAGCAACAGAUUUCGAUAUCAUUUUCGAAGCCAGUGUUUCUCGAACCAACUGAACAACCAUCAUUUGGUGAUAAUAAUGACGAUGAUGAUGAUACUAUAAAUUGGUAUGUAGGACGUUACAAAAGAACUGUCAAACAUUUCAGAAAAAUAUGCAAACACAUACUAUAAUAUCCUAAAAGUGACAAACAUUGCGCAACACGUUUGUAAUAACAAACUGUUGAGACCGGUGUCACACAACACGUUUGUAAUGACGAAUAUACCGGUGUCACACAAGCGUUAGUUAUGACGGGUAUACCGGUGCAACACAACACGUUUGUAAUAUAGAACAUUCCGGUGUCACACAAUACGUUUGUAAUGACGAACAUACCGGUGUCAGACAUCACGUUUGUAAUGACGAACAUACAGAUGUCACACAACACGUUUGAAUUGAGGAACACAACGAUGUCACACAUCACGUAUGUAAUGACGAACAUACCGGUGUCACACAUCACGUUUGUAAUGACAAACAUACCAGGCGGUGUCACACAUCACGUUUGUAAUCACGAAUACACCGGUUUUCACAUAUCACUUUUGUAAUAAUGAACACACCGGUGUCACAUAUCACGUUUGUAAUGACGAAGAUACUGGUGUCACACAUCAGGUUUCUAAUGACGAACACACCGGUGUAACACAUCACGUUUGUAAUGACGAGUAUACCGGUGUCACACAACACGUUUGUAAUGACGAACAUACCGAUGUCACACAACACGUUCGUAAUGAGGAACAUACCAGGCGGUGUCACACAUCACGUUGUAAUGACGAAAAACCCAGUGUCACACAUCACGUUUACCGUUGUGACACAUUACGUUUGUAAUGAGGAACACACCGGUGUCACACAAACGUUAGUAAUGACGGGUAUACAGCUGUCACACAGCACGUUUGUAAUGACGAACAUAGCGGUGUCACACAUCACGUUUGUAAUGACGAGUAUACCGGUGUCACACAACAUGUUUGUAAUGACAGACAUACCGUUGGUAGUUUUUCUUUGUUUUUGUCUUGCCCGCUUUUUUAACUACAGACAUUUUUUUUAUAUCUUGGUGAUAUUAUUCAACCUAUGUGUAAAUCUGACAUCGUUUUCAAGCUAUUUUUUCUGUACUUUCAGUUUUCAAGAACUGGAAACAACUUUGUUACAGUCUACAUUGAAUGAAUAUGCCAGCAGACCUCACUCUUCCGACCCCGACGGUGCUGUGAAUGUAGGUGUUCGGGUGGUAUUUACCGACGUACAGCCAAUACGAGAGAGUAUCGACGUCAUUGUUCAUAUUCAAUCAGUAUGGGAAGACGCACGUCUGCAAUACAACGUUACGUCAGGAACACCGGCAAGAAUAAACGAAACGUUGAUAUACGCUCUUCAUGAGAAAAUCUGGAAGCCAGACCUUUAUCUUGAACCCGAAUGGACAGUAAAUAACGAUGUUGGGAAAAUGAAUAUAAGAAUUAUAGCUAAUGGACACGUCGGUAAGAAUAAAAGGUUCAGAGCCACGAUUCCUUGCACGACCAGCUUUGUUGGUAUUGAACAUACAGAUUUCAUUUGCAAAACAAGAGUUAUGUCCUAUUCCUACUUUGAUAAUGAGGUGAAGUUGUACUGGGUUGCUGAUGAGCCACUGCGAUUGAAGUAUGGAGCAAUAGACGCGGCAUCAGAAAUAACUGGAGGAGAAAAUGAUACUUGCCACUGGGAUACAUUUGAUGGAAUGAGAACGUCAUGCAUUGGAGUAAAGCUGUUUAUCUCCAAGCGAUUUCCGUCCAUCUUCUAUCGUUUAUACUUACCAAGUUUCAUGGCAGUACUCAUGGCAUGGUCCAGCUUCUGGAUCCACCGUGAUGAAGCUUCGGCAAGAAUCAAACUUGGAACCCUUGUUGUGUGGACCGUAAUGACAGAGUACAUUUCUCUCGAAGUUGCUUUUCCGAAUUACCUGGAUAACAUUGCUGGAAAUGUAUGGAUGUUAGGAUGCAUGUUUUUCACGUGGGCUUCGUUUAUACUCUACGUCAUUAUUCACGUGGUACGCAGACGAGAAAAGGCUUAAGCGAGACACGAUAAAGAAAGGGAAAAGGAAAUAGAGAAAGAAGAAAAAAGAACAGGGGAGAGAGCUCUUUCAAUAUCCUCCCUCCAUCCGGAUGCGCGGCUUGCAAGUGGAGGGUUGAAAGGAUAUUCUGUAUGGGAUAACAGAAAUAAGUUCAAAGUAACGAAGAUAUACAUUUCUUCGUUCACAUUAGAACGCUGGUGUAGAAUCUGGUUUGGAAUUCUCUUCUUCGGAUUUACUAUUUUCUUUUUCGCAUUCUUUGGACAGGAUUUGUUUGUGUGACAACUGAAAAGAUACUUCACCUUGCGCGUACGGUCAGCUGAUGAACUGGUUAACUCGUAUUAAAGUUCAAUAUUAAAAACAUAUAAUUCUGCUGUCCAAACAAAGACUGCACAUAGUUGAAUAGCUAGAAAAACGAUACAUUCAAUAUUAUACAUAAAACUAUUAUGUAAGGGUCAUAAGGUUACAUUCUACCAAUUCAUUUCCUUAUUUAUUUCAUAUUAAUAACCAAACAUUCAGCCCUCAUUUUCAGCACUUUAGAGCUUUUCAAUGAUAUGAAAACCGUAAAUGGUCAUUUAGUAUAACAUGUCUUCUUAUCAAAAAUAGAAAAAUAUUGACAUGUUAUGUUGUAUAUAAGAAAAAUAAUAUGUUCUGAGAAACAUCACCCUCUAAAAAUGCCCCCAUGAAAACAGCCGUUUAGCAAAUACGCGUAGGUAGACAUUUUUCGCAAAGAAUAAAACUUAUUCCAGGAGAUUCACAUGAAAAUGGUCUAGAUCUUUUCUCAAUACAAUAAGCAAUAAAAAUAAGCCACAAAUUUAACUGUCACCUCCUCAUGUCACUCAUUAUACCAGAUUUCAUCCAUAGCAUGGAACUACAUUUUGGACAACUUCACAUGUAACACUGAAUAGUCACUUCCGGUUUAGUGUAAUCUGCCCAUAAAGGGAGAUAAUCAAAACAUUGCAUUUUAUAGUACUUUGUAUUAUGUUAAUCAUAAAGUCAAACCUAUAAAAAAUAAAUGAGAAAACAAUCAUCAAGCAUUGACUGUAAUAAGAGAAUAAUAUAUUUUAUGUUCAAAACAAAACAAAAAACUCCUGACAGCCACAUUUUAAUUAAAGGCAUUAUGACCCUUUAUUGUUAAACGUGUUCAUAUCUUAUCUGCUCAACUGACAUGAUAUUUUGAAAGAUAUAGUAUAUAUUGCCUUCAAACAUGAUGGUCUCCGGCUUACUUAUACGUCAAACUAAAACUCAUGUGACUAUGUACGUUGUUUAAACUACCGGUAUGGAGUCAAGUGAAAACACUGAGGUCACAGCCGCACGUUUUCAUAUGUCAACAAAAUUGGUUCUUCCAGGAAGCGGACCCGAGAUUUAUUAAUAUAAGCUUCCUUAACGAGCUUAAAGUAAUAAACACUCAACCAUUUACACUUUUGUUCAAAUAACUUUUCGCUCUAAACCACUCGAGCAGUUUUGGCCAAACUUCACAGGAAUUUUCUUGAUUGGUUUUCGAUCAAACUUGUUCAGAGAAAUCUGAUCUAUGGAGAAAUUUUGUUGUAAUGACAUUGUCAUGAAUCGAAACUUCAUACAUCAGUUACCUGGCAUUAAAACUACUGAAAUAAUCGGGUAAAACAACUCUUGGUGGAAUUUAAUUCAAACUAUGGCCCUUUUUUACUUAGAAAUUCAGUAAAAGUUUUGCGUGCAAUUAACUUUCAAGCUGUAUAUCAGUAACCACCAUAGAAAUUGAAUUGAAACUCCGGAUAAUGCAUCCAAGGCUUCUGGUUUACUAAAAUAACCAAGUUAUAUAACUCUUGCUGAAAUGUAAUAACCUUUCCCUGGCCAAGAAAAUUCUGACAACUUUUUUUGUGUUUUUUUUUCCAUGCAAUUAGAUAUCAAGCUUAAUCUCAGUAAAAGCUCAUUUCAAGCCAUUAGACCUACAGAAAUAACAAAGUUGAAUAACUUGUUUGAAGUUUAUACAAAUAAUGGCUCGUUUCAACUUACAAAAUAUGGUUAACAAAGCUGCAUCCAAGUAUCAGCUACAUGUGUUGGAUAGAAAUUUCAGAUGUUUCAAAGGCACCAAACCUAUUGCAAUAAUCAAGUCAGAAAAGUAGUUGUUGAAUUUUAUUCCAGUUGUGACCUGUUUCCAACUUAAAAGUUUGGAUGAAGUUUGCGUGAAAUUGUCAAGUUGUGUGUCAGCAACAAAUACUGUGAAAUAGUAAAUAUAUUGCAAUGAAUCUUCACACAAAACAUCCUUCUCAUCCAGCGACCAUUCAUAACUAAGUUAGAGAAUAUUGAAAGCAGUUCAAAUUAUGGCUCUUAUUUUGACUUAAGUAUUUGAUUGACGAAUUUGAAUUGCAAUAACAAAAUUUCAAUUUGUAAUAAAGUGUCAAAAAAUUAUAAAUAAUUCAGUUAUUUUCUGGUUCUUUGGGCUUAAGCUGG
Molecule: messenger RNA, 5907 nt
Organism: Mercenaria mercenaria
Lineage: Eukaryota; Metazoa; Mollusca; Bivalvia; Venerida; Veneridae
Product: glycine receptor subunit alpha-4-like
Exons: 7
Coding region: 2110-3480 (456 amino acids)
Biological process (GO): chloride transmembrane transport; chemical synaptic transmission; nervous system process
Cellular component (GO): synapse; membrane; neuron projection
Molecular function (GO): neurotransmitter receptor activity; transmembrane signaling receptor activity; extracellular ligand-gated monoatomic ion channel activity
Source: RefSeq, a predicted model, not a curated record